Messenger RNA from Mercenaria mercenaria, 7669 nucleotides. RefSeq names its product pneumococcal serine-rich repeat protein-like. The transcript has 13 exons. The record is from RefSeq and is a predicted model, not a curated record. Lineage: Eukaryota; Metazoa; Mollusca; Bivalvia; Venerida; Veneridae. The coding region runs from base 122 to 7669 and encodes 2515 amino acids.
AGUCGACUGUCAUUUGCCUGUCGUCUGUCAACGUACGGCAGUUCGUCAACGCUUCGGCAGACGACAUUUUUUUCUGCGGCAUUUUCAUCCAAAACUUCCGGUGACUGAUAGGAACUUAAAUAUGGAAUUAACGGAGACCCCUUCGUGGGGUAGGAAUUUUAAAAAUGGAUUUAAUCUUCGUAUAUUAAGUUUAAUUAUCGUCCUAUGUUAUAUAUUAUUAUUACCACCGGAAGUUGCUGCGAGAGGUCGCAUGAUGGAGCCUGCGCAAAGAUCCAGCUUAUGGACUCGAGGAUUCGUCUCUCCCAGAAAUGACGACGAUACAGGACUUAACUGCGGUGGACGAUGGGUUCAGCAUGGAAUCAACAAAGGAAAGUGUGGCGUCUGCGGAGACAGGUAUGACGUCAUGCCACAUGAGAAUGAACCCGGUGGAAAAUAUGCCAGUGGUAUCAUAGCAAAUACUUAUACAACCAGUGACAGCUCAAUAUUGGUUGUUAUUGACAUCCAGAGUUACCUGGGUGGUUACUUUGAAUUUCGUAUUUGCCCGCAUAAUAAUCCACACGUUUCUGUACAACAAGAUUGUCUCAAUCGUCAUCAAUUGCGGGUAUGGGAUGUUUUCAACAAGGAACCUAAAUAUAGAUAUUACCCACAAGGAAUUGGCUUGCAGCGUCUGCGGGUAGAAAUUCCCAAGGGCAUGACAUGUGCACAAUGCGUCCUGCAGUGGAAAUGGCAUACAGCAAACGACUGGGGCCGAUGUGCUGACGGAACAUCUAGACUUGGUUGUGGACCCCAAGAAGAAUAUUACAACUGUGCAGACAUCACUAUUGAACAUGGAACUGACAAUACUAACACAUUACGAGAUAACACUGCUCGUUCAGAGAUGCCUAAUAUUGAAGCUAAUUAUCCGGUUAAUUUUGAAAUCGGUUAUCCGCCUUUUGAUACCAGAAACAUUAUUUCUGGUGUACCAGUUUCAUUUUUACCCCAAGAAGCGCUAAAAGCCGGAAAUUUCGGACCAGUUUUGCCAAAAUUUGAUUUUUACGACCCGUCUGUGACCAGCGCGCCUGAGCAAACAACAACGGUUGAAAACAGUCCAAAGGAAACUACUGUCCCACUAACUGCUGAAGUUAAAAAUAGUAAAAAUGUAGUUGAACUAAAGUUUAAUGGGAAUAAAGACAAGUCAGACACCACAACAUUGCCACAAGCAGUGGAUACAAAUAACGCUUUGACAUAUGAAAACGUAGGCAAUACAGGCACUGUUAAUAACGCUGAUAUAACUAUCUCAAAUCUUUUAACAACGGAAAUGCAACCUUCAGUAUCAACACCAACACAACAACCGUCAGAAUCAACGCCCACACAACAACCAUCAGAAUCAACGCCAACACAACAACCGUCAGAAUCAACGCAGCAAAACACAAUUAAAGAAAAGGUAAGCACACAGACAGGUCAAGCGGGGAUAGUGACUUCCGGUGACCAGUCGACGCUUGUAUCAGAGGCUGCCUCUACAACUAGUUCCGUCAAAGAUCUAAAGGCAAUCAACAGAGGAGGAAUUGCAAUUCCAACUUUUGCUAUCAGUGACCUUUCUACCGGCGGAAUGCUUGUCAAGGUCGGUAUGGGAGCAACUUCAGUAUUACCAACAAAGGAAUCGCCCGUUUCCGUCAGCACAGAACAAACACAGUCUGGAUCAUCCGCGCCGACAUUAUCGACCGUAGCUGAAGAAGCUGUGACAAAUACAAAACAAACAUCCUCCAGUUCUGAGCAAACGUCAGCAAAGGUUGACCAGACAACUAUUAACAGUCAAACAACAACAACAACUGAACGUCCAGCGCCAGUUCCAUCUCUCUUAAGAGCAACGAGAAAGGAGACAAGUCUUGAAGUUGAUCGCCCAAUUGGCAGACUUCGCCGUCGCCGCCGGCAAGCAAAUGUUCCCCCACCCCCACCUCCACCUGCAGGAUCUGAUCCACCAGCACCAAGCAAACCAAAACCAGUCGCUCCAUCACAGCCAACUACUUUCACUUUCGGAGGUUUGAUCGGUGAUUCAUUUAGUCGUGGUUCGACUAAAACGCAACAUACAUUUAUGACUCAGCAAGACUUCCAGCAAAGUCUUGGUGCUGUGGGUGGACCAGCCGACCCAAUGGCAACUGAAGCAUUAGGCGAGACUGCAAUGACCGCCACUUCCGUCACUGGUUCCCAGAGUAACUCCGUUGCCGUAGAUAUGCAAGGUUAUCCGCCGGAUAUGAUGUUGGCUCCAGGUCCUAUGCAGACGGCUCCUGGUCCAAUGGAGCCAAAUAUAGGAGCUCUAACUAUGAACCAAGGUACCCUAAUGGAGUCUAUGUACGCCGACCCAGCCUCUGUAGCGGUAGGGGGCUCUGUACAACCGCUGGAUACUCCUGUAGACGCUAGUCCUUCUACUUUCAUUGAACCUGGCAUCCCAAGACCACCUAAACAGUCAAAUGCUGAACUUAAAAUGGCUAUUGUCGGUGCACCUGUCCUCACAUCUGCUGUAUCCGACACAAGCCUCAGUUUGAACCCUGCUGAUCUUGUAGGAGCCAGUUAUAUUCCAGAAUUAAGUGAGGGACAGUCCAACCAAGCAGAGACCUCCACUGCUGCUCGUCAUGGUACGAUGAUUAUUCCAGUUGAGGCAGGACCUAAAAGAGGAGGAACACAAGUUGAAUACUUGGCAGGAUCUAGAGGUACAUCUAUUGGAGAGACAGCUGCUGAUACCCAGGCAGAGAUACGCAGUGCUACAAUGAGUCUUGCACGAUUUGGGUACCAGCCUACAGCAGAACAAGUACUAUCUGGAAACAUUGGAAUCCACCAUCCAACAGAAAAUUUAGAUACUACAAACCUGGAACCUGUGGGACCUUCUCCUACUGACACAUCAAGCGCGGUACCAGGCAUUCUCAGUUCUAUACUUGGUGGUGGUCAGACUAAGGUAACAGACGCUUCACUGGACCCUGCUGUACAGAAGACAAGAGAAGACCUCAUUCGACAACUUGGCGAAGCAAUGGGAGUGAUUGGUUCUGGUAAAAGUAUCUCUAAACAAUCAAACAGCCACUCUGUAUCAGUAACGAGUGAAUUAAGUGUAAGCGGAAGUUCCACUACUGGAAGUAACGCUCAGAAAUCAAUAGCUAAAACACAGACAAAUCAGGCCUUAGUAGAUCCCGAGAUGAAUCAGUCAGGAGGUGUAAUAGACGCUGGAAUGUUUCUUGGUGCUGGAACAACAGGAAGUAUGACCACUGUAAAUCAGCAGGUUGUUGGUUCAAAAGGAAUUGAUAUGCAAGGUAUGUUUGGACCAGUUGUGGAUUCCACAAGCAAAGUCGCCAAACAAACUGUUGUCGAUAAAGGUUCGGAAAAAGAUCUUUUUGCUACUUUAAUUGACGCCACUAGUCAGGCUUCAAAGCAGACAGUAACAGGCGUUGUUUCUCAAGGAGGAAGUGUAAGCAAGCAAACAGUUGUUGAUACUGGUUCUCAGUUAGAAAACAGUAUGUAUGGAACAUCAUUUGACACUGCCAGUUUAUCGCAAGCAGCUGUUGACUCCGGCCUACAAGAUAUGUAUGCCCCACCGACCAACCAAGCUCCAGGCAGUGUUUCACAGCAAACUAUAACUACAUCAGGCUCACAAAACAGUAUGUUUGAUAAUUCUGCAAUGGAUAUAUCCGCUGGACAGUCACUGCAAGCACAACACACUGGCUUACAACAGAAUAUGUUGGAAAUACCUUCUAAAGCAUCACUGCAGAUACAACAAAUUGACUCAAAACAGAGAAUGAUGGAAAAACCUUCCCGAGCAUCAAUGCAUACUCAACAAACAGGCACAAAACAAAGUAUGUUGGAAUCAUCUGCUGGAGCAUCACUGAAAACACAACAGACAGUAACUGACACUGCCUCAACUUUAAGUAAGUCAGGAUCAACUUCUGAUGCCACAUAUGUAGGCUCACAACAAACAGACGUUGGUUCUGGGGCACGCCAACCACAGAGUCCUCUAGAUUUAAUUGACAUGGGAAUGAACGGUAUGACAAUAGAAGAAAUGAUGGCAAUUCUAAAUAUGGAACAACAGAUAAGUACGUCACAGAAUAAUCAGCCAAAUUCUCGGUCAACCACUGGAAUCCAGGCAGGUACAGGAACAAAUUUGAAUGUAGCAAGUACAGGCUUCGACUCUGCAGCCAUGCUUGAUAUAGCAGGCACGUCAUCCGGAACUCAAAGUCAACAAUCUACAGUAGCUGAAACAAAUUAUGCCUCACCUUCUUUACAGACAUCAUCACAGUAUGAUGCUUCCAGUUUACAGACAUCAUCACAGUAUGAUGCUUCCAGUUUAUCAGCUACCAACACUGACGCUACAUCAUCUCAGUACGAUGCUUCCAGUUUGGCAAGUACAAACACUGGCGCAACAUCAUCUAACUACGAUGCUCCAAGUUUGUCAAGUACCAACAUAGAUGCUUCAUCAUCACAGUAUGAUGCUUCCAGUUUGUCAAGUACAAACACUGGCUCUAGAUCUUCACAAACCCAGAUUACCGACACACAGAUAUACAAUACAUUACAGAACAAUGCUAAUUCAAUCAGAACUGUUAACCCUAGAAAUAUGCCGGAUAUGCAAAUGUUGGAAGCCUCUUUGGCCUCUGGGGGACAGCAGACAGCUAGUUCCGCCGACUUACUGACAUAUGAUUCCAUUGGAACAAAUUCUGUUAAUGAAAAGCCAGUAGCUGGUGUAGAUCAAAUGCUCGCAGAUAUGAAUCUAGGUGCAUUUGAUACUAUGUUGCUAGAAACGACUAAUGCGGGUGGUCCAACGGUACAAAAAAUUAACCAGACGACGAAAGGUGGGGUAUCAACAUCGUUAGUAGAUACAACGAGCUUAGAUUUGACCUCAACAUCUACGGGUUCUUCUGCUUUAACAUCUGUUGAUACAACUGGCAGUCAAACAGGAUCAGCAGUAGAUGCAACAUUCUCCCAGCAGACAGCAGGCACACAAAUCAAUGCGCAAUUUGCAGAUAUGCCACCAGCAGAACCCUUUGACUUUUCCACUAUGACACAGGCAGAAAUGGAACAAAUGAUUCAAAUGUAUGGCGGUAUGCAAGCACUAGAACCAUAUCUUAACGAACCUGUUCCCGCCAACACAGGUGCACCAAUAACAUCUAUAGUAUCAGACACAGCUUCAUCUUCAGCCGAUAAAACCGCAACAGCUAGUACGUCACAGACGUCAGUUAUAGAAACAUCAGGUACCACCAGUACUAGCACAGCCACUGCCGAAACAGUUAAUUCUGAUAUGUCUACAAUAAAACAAUUUUUGAAUCCUGCACUUUUUGACACUUCCUCUGCAAAUCAGGGAGCAUCAUCUGCCCAAACGAUUACAUCAAGCGCUACAAAUCAGCAAGCAGAGGCGGAUCUUAAUGCAAUAAUGAAUGCAAUAAAUCCAAAUGGUGCACCCUUAGAUCCAAACGACACAAUAAGUCUCGCUGAUCUGCUCGCUGGCAGGUUCACACCAUCUUCCGUUGCAGCUGCUAGUAACCAACCUCCUCCUACGGCAUACGACACACAACCAUCACAAAACUCAGAUGUUGCCCAGUUAUCUAUCAACACUGUGCAAGAUUCAAAAACAGAAGUAUCGAAAAGUGGUGCAAGUUUUACACCUCUUGGACAGAUCGGCGCAGGCUCAGAGUUAAGCUGGGCUUCGUCAGACCAAGUAUCUUCACAGCCAGCUGAACAGCCUAAUUUCAUAUGGGACCCUGUCCAGAUGAAGUGGGUACAGCCAUCUGUUUCAGCCACAGGGACAGCACCAGCAUCUUCACAAGCCUCCGAAGGAACUCGGUCAACCUCAGCAUUGUCCCAAACAUCAACAGGAAGUCAGCAGUACCAACAAUCCCAACAACUAUCUCAGAGUCAGACUGUUCAACAAAACAUCUCUAAAUCUGGUACUGAUAUAUCAGCGACAGACAUGUCUAUGCACGGUCUAUCACUUUCAUCACAAACCGGCCCUUCGGCAAACUACGUUUCAGGCAAAACCGACACAUCAUCAUUUGGGUCACCGAUUUUAGGGAAUAUUGAUACCACAUCAGCGUCUGCAUCUGGAAGUGAUAUAACUAUGUUCGAAUCGUCUUCUUUAUUUGGCAGCACGGAUACAAGGUCCACAGGGCAAAGCACUAAGAACAUGUCGCCCUCAGGAACUUCUUCAUUAACGAACAAGAAGGACACCACAUCAUCUAGUCAGGCUCUAAACGAUGUGUCAGUAUAUGGAUCCCUUGGAACAGUCGAUGCCUCAUAUAACGGACAGACGUCAAAAGAUAUUAUCAUGACUGAUUCCUCUGCAACAUCAUCUGGACAGACUGGUACCCCAUAUAGCGGACAGACAUCAAAGGAUAUUAUCAUGACUGAUUCCUCUGCAACAUCAUCUGGACAGACUGGUACCUCAUAUAGUGGACAGACAUCAAAAGAUGUUACCAUGACUGAUCCCUCUGCAACAGCAUCUGGACAGAUUGGUACCUCAUAUAGCGGACAGACUUCAAAAGAUAUUAUCAUGACUGAUUCCUCUGCAACAGCAUCUGGACAGACUGGUACCUCAUAUAGCGGAAAGACAUCAAAUGAUGUUACCAUGACUGAUUCUUCUGUAACAUCAUCUUCUGGACAGACUGAUAUUACAUCAACGGUAACUGGGGCUGCGGACAAAUCUGUAUCUUCAUCAAAAAGCAAUUUGAGCGUUAUUCAGACUGAUAUUGGUAAGGCAAGUCUUUCCGACCUAAUUCCAAUUGGCGAACAUACAUCGGCACUAAUGACGGAGAAAGCAUAUCCGUCAACUCUCAAUGUUGACCGGUCACCAACAGUAUCUACAGCCGGAUCAGACAAAGUGAAAAUCGACUAUCCGACAACGUUGUCACCAGUAGUAGAAUCUCCGCCACCGCCGACUGGUAUACCGAGUGCAAGAGAGCAGUACUUGUUUAUGCAGGAAAGAAAGAAACAACAAGAACUGCAACUUUUAUUGGAACAACAGAGGAGUGAACUUAGGCGAAUGGAAGAACUUCGCAGAAAACAACAAGAAAAAAUGGCUUUAGAAAAGCAGCGAAUUGAAUAUGAAAAACAACAACUUGCUUUGAGAAGACAGCAGAUGGAAUUAGAGGCUUUACGCCAAGAACAGACAGUGCAGAGACAGUUUAUUCAGCAACAAAAGAAGCAACUAGAAGCAGAAAGAUUAAGAAUUGAGAGUCAAAGAUUAAAAGAAAUUGAGCUAAUAAAACAGCAAGCUGCCGAAGCCGAAAGGAAGAGAAUACUCCUAGAACAGCAAAAACAAAAAGAAAUUGAACUGGCUAGAAAACAAGCUGCAGAAAAGGAAAGGUUACGACUUGAAGCAGUCAGGAGGAAGGAAGCCGCUGAAGCCGCAGAAAGAGAAAGAAUACGAAUUGCUGCUGAGAAAAGAAGACGUGCUUUAGCAGCUGAGCACGAAAGAAUAAGAAUAGCAAAAGUCAGAGCUGAAGCAGAAGCCAGAGCAAGAGCACUAUCUGAAGCAAAAGCAAAAGCGGAAGCUAGGGCAAGAGCAGAAGCAGAAGCGAGAGCAAAGGCAGAAGCAAGGGCAAAGGCUCUCAUCGAAGCAAAAGCUAAAGCUGAAGCAGAAGCUAAAGCAAAAGCAGAAGCUGCAGCGGCAGCAGAAGCAGCUGCAGCAGCAGCAGCAGCAGCAAUUAUAGCUCAGUAA